Messenger RNA from Nicotiana tabacum (common tobacco), 1535 nucleotides. Its product is annotated as protein RETICULATA-RELATED 1, chloroplastic. Gene Ontology annotation, biological process: plant organ development. The record is from RefSeq and is a predicted model, not a curated record. NCBI's taxonomy places the organism in Eukaryota, Viridiplantae, Streptophyta, Magnoliopsida, Solanales, Solanaceae. Gene Ontology annotation, cellular component: chloroplast inner membrane.
UAAUUAGUUCCCCGCGCAAUCCGAUAACAAAGGUCAAUCUCGAACUUAGGGUUGCAACCUGCAAUCACCUAUGUUAAUGCCAUUUCCUCGUACACUGUUCUAUUCCUACUCUGUACUAUUACAAAACACUCCAUUCAUUCCUCUGAAACUUCAAGACAAUGGCCCUGCUUCAAUCAUCACUUUUCCAUAUAUCAAAUCUUUCGAUACCUCCAAACGAUUCCAACUCAAACAACACACUUUUAAGACACUCAAAUUCAUCAAAGUUUGUAUCUUUAAAUCAUUCGAUUGGGAAAACUGAUCAAAUUUUCAGAAUCAAAUGUACCGGACAAGAGUCCAUCAUCAGAACAGCUGAUGGAGGUGACGCUGGUAACGGAAAAGGAGGAUAUCCACCUGACAACGGCGGCGGUGGAGAUGAUGGUGAUUACGAUGAGGAAGAGUUUGGGCCGAUUGUGAAGUUCGAUGAGGUGAUCAAAGAGGCUGAAAAGCGAGGGGCGAGUUUGCCUUGUGAUAUGUUGGAAGCAGCUAAGACCACAGGGCUUCGGAGUUUGAUUCUUAGUCGUUACUUGGAUUUGCAGGGUUCAGCUUGGCCGCUGGGAUUUUUGAUGAGACAUUGCUCAAUGCUGAGAAAUCGAAUGCUUGCGGAUCCGUCGUUUUUGUUUAAAGUUGGAACAGAGAUUGUUAUCGACUCCUGUUGUGCAACAUUUGCAGAGGUUCAGAAAAGGGGAAAGGAUUUCUGGGCAGAAUUUGAGUUGUAUGCUGCAGAUCUUCUGGUUGGAAUUGUUGUUGACGUCGCAUUGGUAGGCAUGUUGGCUCCUUAUGUCCGAAUAGGCAAGCAGUCCUUUUCAAGCAGUUCUUUUGGACGCUUUCGACAUGCUUGUGGAGCUCUCCCUAGCAGCGUUUUUGAAGCUGAGAGGCCAGGGUGUAAAUUCACAUUACAGCAGCGCAUUGCAACAUACUUUUACAAGGGAUUCUUGUAUGGCUCGGUUGGAUUUGGGUGUGGCCUCAUUGGGCAGGGCAUUGCAAAUUUGAUAAUGACUGCUAAGAGGAGCAUCAAGAAGUCAGAAGAGGAUAUACCUGUCCCUCCUUUACUAAAAAGUGCUGCACUCUGGGGAUUCUUUCUGGCAGUUUCUUCAAAUACUCGGUACCAAAUUAUUAACGGGUUGGAGCGCUUAGUUGAAGCAUCACCUGCGGCAAAACGUGCCCCACCUGUUGCGAUGGCAUUCACAGUGGGUGUUCGCUUUGCUAACAAUAUUUAUGGUGGGAUGCAGUUUGUGGAGUGGGCUAAGGUGAGUGGAGUGCAAUAGGAGAAUGUGUUGUAAAGAAUAAAUUUUUUUCUUUCAGAUAUUCCAUUGUUCAAUUUUAUAGGAUCGUUCAAUUAGAUAGUUUUUUAAUUAAAUUCUCACCCAACACCUCUAUUCCUUCUUCUUCCUAGAACAGAAAAAAUAGUUUGGUAUGCAAUGCUUUCCUAGCAGACACUGAUAUUAUAGUAUCAAAAUCAGGUUCAUUUCUUGAAUAGAAAGCACCAAAUGUCAGCC